UCACUGCCAUGUGUAGUCCAUCCAGACCACCAGAUCUGCGCGAUGGUUCAACCCAAGUAAACCCAACAGAAGGCAGCGAAGGAGAUCCACCAUCCGUCGGCGCCUCUCGAGGCUCGGCACAAGCAGCGCGCUCCAUCCACUGCAGAGAGCCGAGCGCCGCCGGAGGAGAGCCGGAGUCCCCGCCCUGCGCCUCCAGAACCCCCGCCGGCUUGGACGUGUUUCGAACCAGGACGAUAUUUCGAUUCCCUCGGCGCUCGUCCAGCGGAUAUUUCUCCUUAGAGGGCGACGUGCUGCCGAGCCCUCCGCCCUCCCCGAACCCUGCGACGGCUGACAAGUCCACGCAGACUGCCAGCCCCACCGGCCAGGUGAUGGACCACGCCCUGCAGAGAAUGUCUGUGGAGCAGGGAGGAGGAGCCGGGACGCCCCGGGCGCACGGAAGCUCUCCCAACCCCUCUAGCACUCGGGCGAGAAACGCAGUGGGGGCCAUGGAGGCAGAAGCAUUUGGACGCCAACUCCGGUCAAUUGGAGACGAGUACAAUAGACUUCUACUCUUAAGGAGGAUGGCAGGCCGACCCAGACGAAACAUUGUUCCUCUGAACCUCCUGCCACACAUCCACCAGGAGCCUGUCGCCAUGCUCUGUGUGAGCCUCCUGCUCCUCCUGAUUGGACGGCUCAUUUACUUUCAAGGCUGCACAACCAACCAGAAUCAUUCUCAGGUUUAG
Molecule: messenger RNA, 722 nt
Organism: Nematolebias whitei (Rio pearlfish)
Lineage: Eukaryota; Metazoa; Chordata; Actinopteri; Cyprinodontiformes; Rivulidae
Exons: 4
Coding region: 9-722 (237 amino acids)
Source: RefSeq, a predicted model, not a curated record